AUGGACUCAGCGUGGAAGCCGUUCUUGAAAUCUUCAGAGGAUGAUUGGACCAACAUUGCAGAUCCAUCAGAACGCAAAAAGGUUCAGAACAGGUUGUCACAGCGAGCAAGACGAUCCAAACUCACGCGCAAGCAAAAAAGAAGCUUGACAAGGAUAUCUCACCAAGUCCAAGAUCUGAAUGAAGGAACGAAUGAGACAAGUGGCUUGGGUUCUGAGAUUCCACCUGAUUCCUCCGUAUCGAUGGAUUUAAGCAUGCUCGGCGUUCCCUUGGGUACCGAGAUUGAUUUAUCCCUUGACCCCAUGAGAGAGAACCGAUUCAUGGUUAUGCAGCAGAUCGAUGUGUGGGAUGCAUUUCUGAAUAUUGCAAGCAAACUGGAGCUGGCAUGUGCUCAAGAUAGUGGUUUCAAUAUCGUUGCCCCUGUAAAUUCGUUACCACCAUCUCUGGCUCCUACGUUGCAGCAACGAUUCGUUCCACAUAAGCCAUACGUCGAUAUGCUGCCCUGGCCCUCAAUGCGAGAUCGAAUCUUGAAUUCUCCGUCAUCUAUCAACGAAAGCGAAUUUACGGCAGAUAUGGCAUCAAAUGAAAUGAAAGUCUGGGGGGCAACUUCAUGGGAUCCAAUAGGAUGGGAGAUCUCACCAAAUUUCGCCAAGAAAUGGUGGUUCCUGGUCGACGACGGGAUUUUGCAGGCUGCGAAUUUCUGGAGAAGUCAAAGAGGGGAGGAACCUCUUCCACUGGACCCCACUUUGCUGGCCAGCUUGGUACAGCCCCAUGCGAGCUGUCACCUAGUCCAGCUUUGA
This is a messenger RNA of Cadophora gregata, 798 nucleotides long. RefSeq lists its product as uncharacterized. The transcript is spliced from 4 exons. Lineage: Eukaryota; Fungi; Ascomycota; Leotiomycetes; Helotiales; Ploettnerulaceae. The record is from RefSeq and is a predicted model, not a curated record. Bases 1 to 798 code for a protein of 265 amino acids.